AUGGCCCACUUUUCGCGCUCGAAAUCCAAUGUGUCAGUCACCGACUCUGUGCUAGCGGACUCCGUGCCAGGAUCUUCAACUUCUUGGUGGUCUAGAGAGAACCCAUUAACGUGUAACAGAUUUCCAACCUCUAGCUCAACCAAGCUCGGAAAGAACUCCGGAGUUGUGGCGGCCGUGUGUAUCGUUGCGAUAGAAGAUGUAGACUGCGUCCUAGUAGUUGCAAAUCCAGCAGUCAACUCGUUCAUCAUCCCGGAAGAUUAG
Molecule: messenger RNA, 261 nt
Organism: Ogataea philodendri
Lineage: Eukaryota; Fungi; Ascomycota; Pichiomycetes; Pichiales; Pichiaceae
Exons: 1
Coding region: 1-261 (86 amino acids)
Source: RefSeq, a predicted model, not a curated record